This is a messenger RNA of Cyphellophora europaea CBS 101466, 132 nucleotides long. RefSeq lists its product as uncharacterized. The transcript has a single exon. The record is from RefSeq and is a predicted model, not a curated record. Gene Ontology annotation, molecular function: protein binding. NCBI's taxonomy places the organism in Eukaryota, Fungi, Ascomycota, Eurotiomycetes, Chaetothyriales, Cyphellophoraceae. The annotation marks the transcript as partial.
CUCCAGGGUCAUUCUAAUAGGGUUAUAACUGUGGCAUUCUCAGCUGAUGAUAAACUAGUAGCAUCUAGAUUAGAUCAUAAGACAGUCUGGCUGUGGGAUGUGGUGAAGGGUGAGAGUGUUGUUAAGCUCUAG